AUGGACAGAGAUGGUGAAAAGAAGUUAAAAUCUUCUGUCAGGAGAGACGGGCCGAGAAAAGGCUCCGACCUCCGAGGUAAAAAAGCAGGAGCGGCGUGCCAGGGCGUCCCGAAGACCUGCGCCCUGCUGGAGAGGUACACUGAAGCUACAGGCUGCAAGAGAGGACAGAUUAAGUUCUCUGUGAUGCAUCCAGGGACUCACGUGUGGCCUCACACCGGUCCCACUAACUGCAGACUGAGGCUGCACCUCGGCCUCGUGGUCCCCAAGCAGGGCUGCAGGAUCCGCUGCACCGACCAGACCAGGGAGUGGGAGGAAGGUAGAGUCCUCAUCUUCGACGACUCCUUCGAGCACGAGGUGUGGCAGGACGCCGACCGCUACCGGCUCAUCUUCAUCGUGGACGUGUGGCACCCGGAGCUAACGCCGUACCAGCGCCAGACGCUCAGUCCCAUCUAGACGCAGCGAGGAGCGGAGGAACCACGGCGACCCGGUAAGAACGGGGUCACCGCCCGAUGGGACGCGAGUGCAGAUGUGAGUCGCUCACAUUUAAAAGGUUUAC
This is a messenger RNA of Etheostoma cragini (Arkansas darter), 556 nucleotides long. RefSeq names its product aspartyl/asparaginyl beta-hydroxylase-like. Gene Ontology annotation, biological process: peptidyl-aspartic acid hydroxylation. Bases 1 to 453 code for a protein of 150 amino acids. NCBI's taxonomy places the organism in Eukaryota, Metazoa, Chordata, Actinopteri, Perciformes, Percidae. Gene Ontology annotation, cellular component: endoplasmic reticulum. The record is from RefSeq and is a predicted model, not a curated record. Gene Ontology annotation, molecular function: peptidyl-aspartic acid 3-dioxygenase activity. The transcript is spliced from 5 exons.